AUGUUCAAUUCAGUGGUGCUGUCGAUCAUUUCCUAUCUACUAGGAAGCAAAAUCGUGCCAUCUUAUGGUGAUUUUCUGAAAGUGGGUUUUAAAAACUAUUACAUUUCGCACAUUCAAACCAACUGGUUUGUCGCACGCGAUAUCUGCUCACAACACAACGCAGAAUUGGCCAAUAUAGAAUCAGCUAAAGAGCUGGACGCCAUAUCUAAAUAUUUGAUUGAGCAGGGCUACGAACAAGGUGUCAAUAAUUAUUUCUGGAUUUCAUUAUUUGAUGUGGGCAGAGAGCCGGGACAUUUUUAUUCCAUUACCACUGGCCGGCCCAUGUCUUUCGCCAGAUGGACGCCUGGCCAGCCGGACAAUUACGGUGGCUACGAGCACUGCGUUCAUCUAUGGUGGACGGAGAAAGGGUACGGCAUGAACGAUAAUGAUUGCUUGGCAAACCUGAGAGCUAUCUGCGAGGAAAAAACACACUUAGCUAUUCCACCUACGUUUGCAAUUGACAAUAUUGAGGAAAAUAAACCUUAAAUACCACAAUGUGAACUCAAAAACA
Molecule: messenger RNA, 550 nt
Organism: Drosophila persimilis
Lineage: Eukaryota; Metazoa; Arthropoda; Insecta; Diptera; Drosophilidae
Product: C-type lectin 37Db-like
Exons: 2
Coding region: 1-525 (174 amino acids)
Biological process (GO): biological process involved in interspecies interaction between organisms
Cellular component (GO): external side of plasma membrane
Molecular function (GO): carbohydrate binding
Source: RefSeq, a predicted model, not a curated record